AUGAAGUUCACCGCUGCUACCGUUGCUUUCGCCGUCGGCGCCUCUGCCUCUUACCAGGCUGCGUACCCCUCGUCCAACGCCACCUCAUACACCACUGAGGUCGUUACCUCGUACGAGACGUACUGCCCCGGCCCUACCCAGAUCACCUACGGCACCAACACCUACACCGUCACUGAGGCCACUACCCUGACCAUCACUGACUGCCCUUGCACCAUCAGCAAGCCCGUCUACACCACCUCGUCAGUAGUCUGCUCCACCUGCAGCAGCACCACCCCGGCUCCCCCCAGCUACCCUACCACCACUCCUGCUCCCCCCAGCUACCCCAACAGCACCAUCGCCACCACCAGCGCGACCCAGCCCCAGGGCUACCCCACUGGCAGCGUCCCGGGCACCCAGACCUCCGCCACCACCAUCCCCACGGCUGGUGCCGGCAAGGUCGCCGCUCUAUCGGGCGCUGGCCUUGCUGGCCUGCUCGGUCUUGCCGUUGCCGCCCUAUAA
Hypoxylon fragiforme is the source of this 498-nucleotide messenger RNA. RefSeq lists its product as uncharacterized. The coding region runs from base 1 to 498 and encodes 165 amino acids. Gene Ontology annotation, biological process: fungal-type cell wall organization. Lineage: Eukaryota; Fungi; Ascomycota; Sordariomycetes; Xylariales; Hypoxylaceae. Gene Ontology annotation, cellular component: fungal-type cell wall. Gene Ontology annotation, molecular function: structural constituent of cell wall. The transcript is spliced from 3 exons. The record is from RefSeq and is a predicted model, not a curated record.